Labeo rohita (rohu) is the source of this 2468-nucleotide messenger RNA. RefSeq lists its product as uncharacterized. The record is from RefSeq and is a predicted model, not a curated record. Bases 211 to 1932 code for a protein of 573 amino acids. The transcript has 15 exons. Lineage: Eukaryota; Metazoa; Chordata; Actinopteri; Cypriniformes; Cyprinidae.
CUUUAACGCCACAAUCAGUCAAAUUUCACAAGCUCCGUUAAAAGACUUUUGGCCCUUUCCGCCUUCCAUAGAAUUAUGCACGAUUGCAGCGUUCAGAUUAGAAUGGUCGUAGCAUUGUAAAAUCUGGCACGAAAAGGAAUUGCCGCACAGUCCACAAUAUUCGGUGAUCUCAUAGCACACCGCGCCAUCGAUGGUGGGAAGGAUAUCUCAAUGACUUCUAGUUCCUGUGCCGCAACCUAUCUGGAGGCUAGACCUUGGUGGAGGCUGGAUCUCCAGGCUGAGUUUCGAGUGAGUAUCGUGGUCGUCACUUACAGAGAAGACUGCUGUCCAGACAAUAGGAGAGAUUUUGAGAUUCGCUUCGGCAGCUCUCUGCAGGACAAUGGAAACACCAAUCCCAGCUGUGCUGCGAUCUCAAGUGAUGCAGUGGCCAACAGCGUCACCUAUUCCUGCUCUGAUCGGAAGGGACAAUACGUAAACAUCCUGCUUAAUGGACUCUUUAAGGCCAUCUUUGUGUGUGAGGUGGAAGUGUACGAGUCAGAUUAUUUUGCACGAUCGUUUAUGAAGAUAACGUUUAACUCAAACGCUAAUUUGACCGACCCCACAGUAAAGGACAACUUGCUUAAAGAGUUGAAGUCAGCGCUGACUUGGAGAGGAAACACUUAUGUGACGCUGAGCUGGUCUCAACCCCCUGCAAAAGUGGUGAUGCAAAAUCAGCAUGAAAACGCUGAAAGCAGAACGAAUCAAGAAGCGCUUGAUAUGAACAUGAGGGUUUUCUGCAGGAUCCUGUCACUUCUCCUGGGGGUUUUCUCAGUUCAAAUAAAGGCGCAUGGAACAGAAGUGAACAUUGCAGGAUGGGGCAUAGCCAAUCAAUCGACAUUAUUUACGAGCUGGUAUGCCCAAAACGCAGUAGAUGGAAAAAACUACACCUGUAGUCACACUGAAUCACAAAGUGAUCCGUGGUGGACACUGGAUCUGCUGAAGACGUACAGCGUGAACAGAGUGACCAUCACUAACAGACCCGACUGCUGUGGCAGCAGGAUAAACGGGACAGAAAUUCGGGUUGGAAACGAUUCUUCAGAUGUUUUCAGCAACCCAGUUAGGAGCACACAACAUACAACAUAUCUUCAAUUUGGCCAUAAUUGCAGAUGUGCUGUAGUUUCUACUAUUCCAGCCGGAGCUACCUACAGCUACUGGUGUCAUGGGAUGGAGGGACGUUAUGUUAGUGCGAAUAUUCCUGGAACUUCAAAGAUUCUCACUCUUUGUGAAUUGGGAGUCUAUGUGAUUUUUCCAGAUAAUUUGGCAACAGGUAGAAACGUCACACAGUCAUCGACCUAUGGCAACUGGUCUGCUGAGCAUGCCAUUGAUUUUAAUCCUGGUUUCAGAAAAUCAUGGUCAGCUUGUUCCUCAACCGCUGGUGGGACUAACCCAUGGUGGAGGCUGGAUCUGAGUUCUGUGUACCGAGUUAGAAGAGUAGUUGUCACAAACAGAUUAGACUGCUGUCCACAACGAAUAAACGGAACUGAGAUUCGCAUUGGAAACUCUUUGGAGAACAACGGCAACAACAAUCCCAUAUGCGCUGUGAUUUCUAGCGUCCCAGGUGGUGUUUCGUCCACUUAUGUAUGUAACAAUAUGGAGGGUCGAUACGUGAAUCUGCUCUUACCUGGAGAUUCAAAGAUUCUUACUCUGUGUGAGGUGGAAGUCUAUGGAGAAGGUCCUUUAUUGGUGAAAACCUUUGUGAAGAUCAAGUUGAAGUCCAAUUCGAGUCUGUCUGAACCUGAAAUGAGAGUUCAGCUCCUGUCACAGCUGGAGUCUGCCCUGGCCGAUCAAGGGGUUUCUGAUGAAGGAGUGACGCUGCAAUGGUCUCAGCCGCCCAAACAGGAAGUGAUGCAGAAGGAAGCUGUGCCAGCUCAGUGUGCUCGAAGAAAGUGGUGAUGAUGGGGAAUACUCUCUUCGGAUUACUUUCUUCAUUUUUCAUUUACAUUGCUUUAAUAAUCGAUGUUCCUCACAAUUUAAAGGAUCUAUGUAAUGCAUUUAAUAUGAUUCAUGACACUGAGUCAUUCUCACAAAACACAUCUUCGGAUUCAGACAGUUUAUUAUUAGUAAUUUAUCACAGAGCUUAAGUUAUUAAUUAUCGCCCAUUAAAGAUACUUUAGGUGGAGUAUAAGCUGUUAUUUGGAUGUAAUGCAUGAGGAUUUGUUUUUACGUAAAUUUGGCUGUUGGCGCCACACUGCUGUGGUUUAUUAAGUAACACAUGAAUGUUUAGUGUCUCUGUGAUUGAAAUAUUCUCUACGAGAGUUGUGCAAGAUUAAUUCAUCAUGUGAAAAUAAUUAAUACAUCAUGUGAAAUACACUACACUUGUAUAUUACACUGAACAAUAAACCAGCCAAACCAGCACCAGGCUGCAAUAUUUAUAUAGACUUUUAUCAUAAUCAAAGAGUCACACAUGCACAUGUGUCGCUUACACAAAA